Molecule: messenger RNA, 1170 nt
Organism: Dendronephthya gigantea
Lineage: Eukaryota; Metazoa; Cnidaria; Anthozoa; Malacalcyonacea; Nephtheidae
Exons: 5
Coding region: 1-1170 (389 amino acids)
Source: RefSeq, a predicted model, not a curated record
AUGACUUCACGCGGAAAGGACUCUUCCAGCACCUCGUCUCACGAUGGUAGAGCUCUAUUGGCUCAUUCUGAAAUGAGUUCGUUUUACGAAUUCAUUUUGAAGAAGCAACAAGAGGGCUCAGGUGAGAGACAGUUAUUUUGCAGGCUUUACGAUGGCAUUGCUGAAUGGGCACUAACAAGUGCGUGCACGAAUAACAGCAGUUCCGCUGGUAAAGUCGAGAAACGGGAGCGGCGUGAGGUCCUUCUAGAAAGCACUUUGGCCCUUGGUGGGUUCACUCAGCCCGAACCAUUUCUGCAGCUGUUUAAACCCCUAGCCAAAACCAAGGAUGGGUUUCUUGAUAGAAUUUUGAUAUGUUCAAUAAAACCUCGCUUGUUACUCGAAGAAGAAGUGGAACAAUGGUGUGAAAAACUGGAAGAAUACACUACACAAGAGUUCUCCGGCGUAUAUAAGACAAUAUUCGACAAGCAUGAGAACGGUGUCGAGUAUUGUUACUCACCUGAGGCAAAAGAGAAGUAUACUGAGUACGCCAAUAAUCUCUCCAAGAAUAUGAAUGCCCAGUGGGAUGAAGAAAGCAUUUGUACGGAGAACUUUUCCAAGGACAAAAAAAAUUUUAUAAGGAUAUCAUGCGUUCUCCACGUCCUCUUGUCUGUCCUCAGUCAUUUUAUUGACAAUGAGAAAGACGGCGAAGAAUGUGAUAUUGAAAAGGAGAUUCCGCGAAACAUAUUAAGUAUUGCAGAGGCAGUCAUGGAAUAUUUUGGAGAUCAGCGAAAGGCCUUUAUGACGUUGAUAAAACCUGUUUCCAAGGAAAACUCCCGUUCAUCAUCAACAAUUCCGGAUGAUACAGGAUCAUCGUCUUCCAGCGAAAUCAUAAAUGCAUUCGGGCAGUGGUUUGUGGGCAGGUGUAAAGACUAUUCCGAAGAAUGUAUCAGUAAAUUUGCCAGAGAAAAGAAAAAGGCGGGUGAUAAGGAGCCUAGCAGUAUCGCUAUACGGAUAGAAAGCAUUCCGGACGAUGGUGGUCAGCCAAUCAUAGUAGACAAAAGCGAACUAAAAAAAGCAGUCGUGAAAGAAGGAGGGCAGGAUCGAGACACAUCUUAUUUCUUAAAUCAGGACGGAAAAAAAAAAAGGCUGGUUGUUUGUCAAUUCCAUUGGCAUCGUUCACAGCACCCCUGA